AUGGCUGGGGCGCGCAGUCUGCUCUGUCUGUGGCUGGGCUGCUUCUGCGUGAGCCUGGCUCACGGAGAGAGACCCAAACAGCAUUUCCCCAAGUUCCACAGAGCUGUGCCAGACGACCGCACGGCAGGUGGUGGCCCGAGUUCCGAGCUGCAGCCGCAUGACAAGGUGUCCGAGCACAUGCUGCGACUUUAUGACAGGUACAGCGGCAGUGGCAGGGUCCAGGAGGCACGGACGCCAGGCUCCAGGGAACAGGGAUCCCAGACCCCGAGCCCGCAGCCCCUGCGCGAAGGUAACACAGUCCGCAGCUUCCGAGCCGGAGCAGCAGGAACUCUUGAAUGCAAGGGAUUACAUAUUUUUAAUCUGACUUCUCUAACCAAGUCUGAAAACAUUUUGUCUGCUACACUGUAUUUCUAUAUUGGAGAGCUAAACAUCAACCUGAGUUGUCCAGUGUCCCAAGGAUGCUCACAUCAUCCUCAGAGAAAACACAUUCAGAUAGAUCUCUCUGCAUGGAUCCUUAAAUCUAGUCAAAACCAAAGUCAGCUCCUGGGUCAUCUGUCAGUAAAUGUAGUCAAAUCUCAUCGAGACAUCAUGUCCUGGUUAUCUAAAGACAUCACUCAGCUCUUGAAGAAGGCCAAGGAAAAUGAUGAGUUCCUUAUAGGAUUUAACAUAACGUCCAAAGCAUAUGAGCUGCCAAAGGGGUUGUUACCAUUUCCAGAGCCUUAUAUAUUGGUGUAUGCUAAUGAUGCUGCCAUUUCUGAACCAGAAAGUGUGGUGUCAAGCUUCCAGGGACACCGAAAUUUCCUCACUGGAACUGUGCCAAAACUGGAUAGCCACAUCAGAGCUGCCCUUUCUGCUGAACGAAGGAAAAAGCGCUCUACUGGGAUCUUGUUGCCUCUGCAGAACAAUGAGCUACCAGGGGCAGAGUAUCAGUACAAGGAGGAUGGAGUAUGGGAGGAGAGAAAGCCCUACAAGACCCUUCAAACUCAGCCCAUGGAGAAGGGUAAGAACAAAAAGAAACAAAGGAAAGGACCUCACCAGAAGAGCCAGACACUCCAGUUUGAUGAACAGACCCUGAAGAAGGCAAGAAGAAAGCAGUGGAUUGAACCUCGGAAUUGUGCCAGGAGAUACCUUAAAGUAGAUUUUGCAGAUAUUGGCUGGAGUGAAUGGAUUAUCUCACCCAAGUCUUUUGAUGCUUAUUAUUGUUCCGGAGCUUGCCAGUUCCCCAUGCCAAAGUCUUUGAAGCCGUCAAACCAUGCUACCAUCCAAAGCAUAGUGAGAGCUGUGGGAGUUGUUCCUGGGAUUCCUGAGCCUUGCUGUGUGCCAGAAAAGAUGUCCUCUCUCAGCAUCUUAUUUUUUGAUGAAAAUAAGAACGUAGUGCUUAAAGUGUAUCCUAACAUGACUGUUGAAUCCUGCGCUUGCAGAUAACUUGGAAAAGAACUCAUUUGAAU
Messenger RNA from Castor canadensis (American beaver), 1448 nucleotides. RefSeq names its product bone morphogenetic protein 3 (gene Bmp3). Gene Ontology annotation, biological process: osteoblast differentiation. NCBI's taxonomy places the organism in Eukaryota, Metazoa, Chordata, Mammalia, Rodentia, Castoridae. Gene Ontology annotation, cellular component: extracellular region. Gene Ontology annotation, molecular function: growth factor activity; cytokine activity. The record is from RefSeq and is a predicted model, not a curated record.